Molecule: messenger RNA, 1238 nt
Organism: Euleptes europaea (tarantolino)
Lineage: Eukaryota; Metazoa; Chordata; Lepidosauria; Squamata; Sphaerodactylidae
Gene: VASP
Product: vasodilator stimulated phosphoprotein
Exons: 13
Coding region: 18-1208 (396 amino acids)
Biological process (GO): axon guidance; actin cytoskeleton organization; neural tube closure
Molecular function (GO): SH3 domain binding; profilin binding
Source: RefSeq, a predicted model, not a curated record
GCACAAAGCCGGCAGACAUGAGCGAGACGGUCAUUUGCGCCACUCGAGCGACCGUGAUGCUGUAUGACGACGUCAACAAGAAAUGGAUGCCGGCUGGGGGCGGGCCCCAGACACCCAGCCGCAUCCAGAUCUACCAAAACCCCACCACCAACACUUUCCGGGUGGUGGGCCGCAAGAUGCAGCAGGACCAACAGGUGGUCAUUAACAGUGCCAUUGUGAAAGGGCUAAAAUACAACCAGGCCACCCCCAACUUCCACCAGUGGCGCGAUGCCCGCCAAGUUUGGGGGCUCAACUUUAACACCAAAGAGGAUGCCGGGCAGUUUGCCAGCGGGAUGUUGCAUGCGCUGGAGGUGCUGGAUUCAGGAAACUCUGCACCACCUCGGCCCACCCAGAACGGCCCCUUGGCAGACGAACUUGCUGAACAGCAGAAAAGGCAGCAGCUGGAGCGAGAACAGCAGGAACUAGCAGAAAGAGAACGGAGGGGACCUAUCUCAGCAUCCCCAGUGACCCCAUCCGGAGGAGGCCCCCCACCGCCCCCAGGACCCCCACCGGCACCGCCAUGCCCCCCUCCCGCCCCCCCAAUGGGGCCUCCGGGGCCGCCGCCAGGAGCUCCACCAGGGCCACCCCCGCCUCCAGGGCCACCCCCGCCCCCUGGCCCGUGCCCAGGAGGGGGGCCACCCCCAGCGCCGCCUCUCCCUCCUCCACUGGCCCCUGGCGGAGGUGCCGCGGGGCCCCCUAGUGGGCUGGCUGCUGCCCUUGCGGGGGCAAAGCUCAAAAAGGUUGGCAAGGAGGAGGCACCAAAGGCUGCGGCUGCCGCUGGGGCUCCCGCUGGCGGACCUGGCGGGGGAGGGCUCAUGGAAGAAAUGAGUGCCAUGUUGGCACGGCGGAGGAAAGUUACCGAGCAGGGUGAGAAAUCCAUUCCAAAGAAAGAGGAGGGGCCUGCGCAGGAAGACACGGAAGCCGCAGGUGCCAAGACCACAGACGCCUUCCGGAGGCCCUGGGAGAAGUCCAGCACGACGCUGCCCAGGAUGAAAUCCGCUGGAGCCAUCACUGGCUCAGAACCCGCAGGUGGAGGUGCCGGGGACGAAUCCGAGCUGGAACGAGUGAAACAGGAAAUACUGCAGGAGGUCCGAAGAGAGCUGCAGAAGGUGAAAGAGGAGAUCAUACAAGCAUUCGUAACGGAGCUGCGGAAGCGGGGCUCCCCUUAGCCCCCCCACGCCCCCCCUCAGCCACUUCCC